Messenger RNA from Caenorhabditis auriculariae, 2301 nucleotides. Lineage: Eukaryota; Metazoa; Nematoda; Chromadorea; Rhabditida; Rhabditidae. The record is from the annotation of a GenBank genome assembly.
AUGGUAAGCUCGUCGGAUUAAACUUGAUUAUAAAAAAUUAGCUUUUCUGGAUAUAAAUUUUCGUGUGUGUUUGGCAUGGUUUUCUGAACCGAAGACUGUUGAACUGGACUUUUUAACAAAUUUUGAUUAACUGAAAAUGUGAAUGGUGUGCGUCUUUCUUGACUAACUCGACGUUCUAGUCGACUUCCGGUGUUAUGGUCAACCCUGGCGUCCAGUCGACGUUCCAGAAGCUCAGCGAGGGCCGCAAAGAGUACAGAUACAUCAUCUUCAAGAUUGAGGUACUUCGAGGCACCGAUUUUUGAAAAAGUAGUUUUCCUAUCAAAGGAGCGCGAGGUCAUCGUCGAAGCCGCCGUGACUCCCGAAGAGCUUGGCGUGACUGGAGACGAUUAUGAGGACUCCUCCAAGGCCGCCUUCGAGAAGUUCGUGGCCGAUAUCAAGGUUUGUAAUGAGAAAACUUGGAGCAACAGAUGUCAGAACAAAAAAAAAAAAUCAGUAUGAGACUUUGAUGGAUGUCACUCAAAAUUCCUAUUUUCUUAAAAAAAUUUUUACUGUUCUUUGAACUUAUUCAGUUGAAAACCUUUUCAAAUGCUGAAAGAAGUUUUUCUCUCUUUGUGGUUUUGAAAAUUGCCAUAUAAGCUUUAAUCAAUUUGAUUCUUGUGUAAAUUCUGAUAAGAUCCAAUGAAAUGAUGCAUUCUAUGAAAAUUGUUUGAAAGGAAUUAUUAGUUUCAAUCAUCUUUUAAGAACCGUUUUGAAAGGGCUCUGCAACAGCCGAAGUAUUAAUAAUUCUAAAAUUUUUCUGUUUGAUCUUCAAGCAUGGAAUCUCAUUUUUCCACGCUGAUAUAAACAAGUAUUCCGGAAAAAUUCAAAAAAACGGUUUUUCGAAUAGUUCAAUUAAUAAAUAGAAUUCUUAAGAUGGUUUCGGAAAAAAAUUUUUCCCGAAAAAGAAGGAAAUAAAUGUUUUUGAAAUUUUAUAUAGAUAAUCAUUUGAUUUUUCCAUGUUUGAAGUUCCAUUCAUUCUCCUAGCAUCAAACAGUUUCAUAUCGUCGUAAAGUGUUACAGUAAUUUCAAAAAUUCUAGCCAUUUUUUUGUCUUACAUUUUUGGUGUUUUCAGCAGCGCACGGCCGACCUGACCGAUUGCCGUUAUGCCGUGUUCGACUUCAAGUUUACGUGCAGCCGCGUCGGCGCCGGAACCUCCAAGAUGGACAAGAUCGUCUUCCUUCAAAUGUAAUUCAUUUUUUUUUCGACUGUCAACAGUAAUAAAAUUCAUUUUCAGCUGCCCUGAUGGCGCCACGAUCAAGAAGAAGAUGGUGUACGCUUCGUCGGCUUCGGCCAUCAAGGCCUCACUUGGAACCGGCAAGAUUCUCCAGUUCCAGGUAUGUGUUUUUCUGUUUUUCAAUAGGUUCUCAGCGAUUAGGGAUGCUUUGAAAUCGAGUCAAAGGUUCUGAUUCCACAAAUUAACAUUUUUUGAAAACUUUUCAAAGCUUAUUAACUCUGAAGUUCAAAGUUAAGAAGCUCAUGAGUGAUUUCCGAAAUUUGAGCCGGAAAAAACAGCUCCAGAGCUUUUCUACUUGAAUGUGCACUUAAUUUCCAUUGAAAAUUGAACUGAAAACGGAACUUUUUAGAUUUUGUGAAGUCAGGUUCGAAGUUUCAGGACUUACUGCUCGGUUUCUUUACAUUUGAACUCUCAAUAGUCUCUUCAUAAACCUUGAGUAACCCUAAGAGGAACAGUGCUCUAAAUUUGAGAGAUAUUUUCACUUUUUGUCAUCAAAACGGUCAGCAAAAGACAAGUUUUUCUGAAUUAUUGCACGAAGUAGCCAGCAAGAAAGAACUUCCUGUUAUUCAGCUGUAAACCGGCAUUUUUCUAACCAGGGAACGUUUUUUACCUCCCGGUUGAACUUUUGCUGAAAUUUUGCUGAAGUGUACUUUAGGACCUCCUGAUUCUAGAACAAAAAAAAACAAUUUCUCGCAAUAGAUCUUCUUUACGAGUUAUGGAGCUUUAAAGUGUGCGAAAUACGCAAAUUAGGCCAAAAAAGCGCUAUUUCGGGCAUUUGAAGUGUCCUAACUCGAAAACGAGAUCUACUGCGAGAAAUUUUCUUCUUGUUCUAGAAUCAGGGAAUCCUAAAGUACACUUCAGCAAAGUUUAAGCAAAAGUUCAACCGUAAAAAACGUUCUCUAGUAAGCUGAAAUAUUAAAAAUGAAAUUCGAAAUUCACAUGUAAAUCCUUUGCAGAUCUCGGACGAAUCCGAGAUGUCUCACAAGGAGCUGCUGAGCAAGCUGACGGAGAAGUACGCCGACAACUAG